AAAGAGUCAAAGACCUUCCUUCAAACUUUCCAACGAUCUGCAUCGGUCCGUUCCGGUUUAGUAGAUACAGUUAGAUCCCUAAAAAUACCAAACUCUCUUCCAGAACCUCGCUCGACCAGAGCAAGGACGAAACCAUGGCGUUUCUAGGCAUUGAUUUUGGUUGCGCAAUUGGAUCUCUCCGCCACGGCCAGUUCCCUGAGAAGGACUGCUUGCUUCCUCUCAUCUCCAAGCUCCUCGGCUACGCCAUCGUCGCUGCCUCCACUACUGUCAAACUCCCUCAGAUAUUGAUCAUCUUGAAGCACAAAAGUGUGAGAGGGCUGAGUGUUGUUGCCUUCGAGUUAGAAGCGAUUGGAUACACGAUUGCUCUUGCAUAUUGUCUUCAUAAAGGCUUGCCAUUUUCAGCUUAUGGGGAAUAUGUGUUUCUCUUGAUCCAAGCGAUAGUCUUAGUUGCUGUUAUCUACUACUUUUCACAACCUGUUGGGGCAACGACAUGGAUCAAGGCAUUAAUAUUUUCUGCGAUAGCACCAACUAUUUUAGCUGGUCGAAUUGAUCCCAUGCUUUUCGAAGCUCUAUAUGCGUCGCAGCAUGCUAUUUUCCUCUGUGCAAGAAUUCCACAAAUAUGGGCCAACUUUUCUAACAAAAGCACUGGGGAGCUGAGCUUCCUAACCUUUUUCAUGAACUUUGCCGGCUCUAUGGGUGAGCGAGUCGUGAGAGUAUUCACCAGCCUGCAGGAAAAAGCACCAAUGAGCGUUGUUACGGGCUCUGCGCUUGGCGUGCUGAUGAAUGGAACUAUCCUGAGUCAAAUACUCAUGUACAAAAAGCCACAACCGAAAAGAGAGAAGAAACAGCAGUAGAGAAGUUCUUUGAUGCAGGGUAAUGCAGUUGUGAUUUGGUGAAAUUGAGAAGGGCGGUUUCUAUACGAAUACAUGUCAGCAGAAAUCAUAGUGGAAAAUCUUCACAGUUAUGGUUGAAUUUAUUUGGCAAUUUCAUGUUGUAGCAACAAAAGGGUUUAACAGAUUAUCAGUAG
Linum tenue is the source of this 1027-nucleotide messenger RNA. The record is from the annotation of a GenBank genome assembly. Lineage: Eukaryota; Viridiplantae; Streptophyta; Magnoliopsida; Malpighiales; Linaceae.